AUGACUUCCAUAGCCCAUCCAAAAUAUACACCAACUCAAUCGUUUAUAGACUCUUCGUUUUUCACGAAAUUGGCUGAGCUAAAACUUGACAAAUUUAAGCUAGAUUCAUCGAGCCAAAAAAUAUGGGGCUUUCAACUACAAACUCAAAACUUAAACAAAUUUAAUGACACGCCAAUUGUUCAUCUAGAUGACCAAAGCUUUUCCAGUGGAGUACCCCGAAAAGAUGACAGCCGAACAUUCAAGGGGGAAUUGAUAAAUGUCAACACCAUCGAGGAGUUCAAGGAUAAGAACAAACAAGAGCUUUUGAGAGGUUGGGGAUGGCAAAUACAAGACAAGAUAGACAAAGCAACGACAUUCGACGUGGAAACAUUCAACUACUUUUAUGUAUGGAGCUACUCGGAUUUGAAAAAGUACAAGUUUUACUAUUGGGUGGCCUUUCCGAUCUUAGGUAGUGAAUGGAUCUUGGAGACAGACGGUCAGGUGGACGCUGAGACGUUAAAAAUGCUUGAACUUGUUACACCUACUGGCCAAUUCUUUCAAAUUGAUAGUGGUGAAUUGUUUGAUACAUUAGAUAUUCAAAAAUCACACACGUUUGUCUACUACGACUCGUGUGUUACUUCUGAGCAUAGACCUUCCAUUCAGGUCAAGAAUUACUUAUAUCACCUAGCUCAAUUCGGCUGUAAAAAGAUUGACUUGAUUGUGUUUAGAAAGCAGGGCUCAUUCAGGCAAACACUCUCUCUUGUUUCAAUUCCUAACCCACCCAAGGUGACAGGGUGGGAGCGAACCAGUCAAGGCAAAUUGAGUCCCAAAAUAGCCGAUCUAGGCCUGUUGAUUAACCCAUUGGAACUUGCAAAUCAAGCUGUGGAGCUAAACUUGAAGUUAAUGAAAUGGAGGAUCGCACCCAAGCUUGAUCUUGAUAUCAUAAAGAAGCAAAAAGUGUUGCUUUUAGGAGCUGGAACAUUAGGGAGUUACGUGGGGAGGACAUUGUUAGGAUGGGGGUUUAAAGAUCUAACAUUUGUUGAUAAUGGCAGAGUUUCCUACUCGAACCCUGUACGACAACUGCUUUUCAAUUUUGAGGAUUGUUUUAGCGAUGGCGGUCAAGGUGAGUUGAAAGCUCAGAAAGCCGCUGACAAUUUGAAAAGGGUAUAUCCAGGAGUUGCUGCAAAAGGUGUAUGCUUGGAGGUGCCAAUGAUUGGCCAUCCUGUGACUGAUGAAGAAAGACAAAAAGCAUCAUUCGACCUUUUGGAUACUCUAAUUGAGCAGAACGACGUUGUAUUUUUAUUGAUGGAUUCGAGAGAGUCAAGGUGGCUUCCGACUGUUAUUGGAGCCGUCAAGGACAAGAUUGUUAUCAAUGCUGCCUUGGGGUUCGAUAGCUACUUGGUCAUGAGACAUGGUAGCCCUGGCCAAUCAAAGGCAGAUCGAUUGGGCUGCUAUUUCUGUAAUGAUGUUGUAGCGCCAGAUGAUAGUUUAAGUGACCGAACUCUAGAUCAAAUGUGUACGGUAACACGCCCAGGGGGUGCAUUGAUGGCAUCCUCCUUGGCUGUGGAGUUGUUAGUGUCAAUCUUGCAGCAACCUGAAAAGCAUAGGGCAAAACAUAAUGACACUACAACUUUUGGAACUACACCACAUCAAAUUAGGGGUUUCUUGCACAACUUUUCACAAUCAACAUUGUGUGCCCCUGGAUACAUACAUUGCUCGGCUUGUUCUGAGAGAGUGACCACUGAGUACAAUCAAAAUGAAUGGUGUUUUGUAAAGCGAUGUUUGAAUGAACAAGGAUAUUUGGAGGACCUUUGUGGGUUGAAAAAGGUACAAGAGGAGGCAGAAUUGGCAAUUGCAGCUAUGAGUAUUCUGGAUAUUGAAGAUGAUGAGAAUCUGGAAUGGUUAGAAUGA
This is a messenger RNA of Lodderomyces orthopsilosis Co 90-125, 1890 nucleotides long. RefSeq names its product Apg7p (gene APG7). Gene Ontology annotation, biological process: autophagosome assembly; cellular response to nitrogen starvation; C-terminal protein lipidation. Gene Ontology annotation, cellular component: cytoplasm; phagophore assembly site. Gene Ontology annotation, molecular function: Atg8 activating enzyme activity; Atg12 activating enzyme activity. NCBI's taxonomy places the organism in Eukaryota, Fungi, Ascomycota, Pichiomycetes, Serinales, Debaryomycetaceae. The transcript has a single exon. The coding region runs from base 1 to 1890 and encodes 629 amino acids. The record is from RefSeq and is a predicted model, not a curated record.